Leucoraja erinaceus (little skate) is the source of this 2232-nucleotide messenger RNA. Its product is annotated as SUN domain-containing protein 2-like. The transcript is spliced from 16 exons. Gene Ontology annotation, biological process: nuclear envelope organization. Gene Ontology annotation, cellular component: meiotic nuclear membrane microtubule tethering complex; nuclear envelope. The record is from RefSeq and is a predicted model, not a curated record. NCBI's taxonomy places the organism in Eukaryota, Metazoa, Chordata, Chondrichthyes, Rajiformes, Rajidae. Gene Ontology annotation, molecular function: protein-membrane adaptor activity.
GCAGGGAGGGUGUGUAGGAUGACAGCAAUGUGUCCCCUUCCCUCUCUGGGCCAGCGGGCAGGAUGCCAGUGCCCAGUGCAGGGUUGCCCCUCACACUGUCUUUCUCUUUGCUCACAGUUAGUGCGGAAGACUCACAGUGCUGUGCGCAGGCUGAGGCUCGGGGUGAUGGUGCUACGGUGAGGAUGUCCCGCCGCAGUCCUCGUCUGGCCACCAACGACUAUUACCAGCACAACGACGACACCUCCAGCAGCAGCAGUGGCUCCGCCAAAUCCGGUGCUCCCUCUUACAAGGAGACUCCCAUCAGGUUGCACAAGAAAAGGUCAAACAGCAAGGGGCCGGGACCUGUACCUGGCGUUAAAGGUUCGCCGUCCAACAGUUCAGUCAACAGUCUGAGUAGCUACUUCAGCAACAUCAGCAACGCCUCCAAGCGCUCUCAGCACCUCGGCAGCUGCAGCGGCUGGCAGGAGCCCGUCGGUUUGGCCUACUCUGAAUCAUUCUCUCCCCUUGCCAACCUGUGGGGCUGGAUCUCGCUGUUGUCUCCAGAAAAAGCUUUGCCCCUGGUGUACUGGUGGUUGGGCACAGCCUGGUACCAGUUAACAACGGCUAUCUCCUUGAUCGAUGUCUUUACUCCUUUCAGGUGUGUCCCUCACGUGAAGAAAUGGAUGCUGCUGGUGUUGCAGGCAUUACUGGGUGUUGGCCUCUUGAUGUCACCCACAGGUACCUGGUCUCGUGCCGAAAAGCCGGACGCGCUGGAAAGCACUCAGGUGAGUCCCUGACCCUCCUAUCCUCGUGCUGGCCUGCAGGUGCGAGUGCACAGAAUGGAGAAGGAGCUGGAUCAGCUGACCGCUGCCUUCCGGGCUUGGCUGGACUGGGGCGGUGAGCCGUCUGAAACCAUACGCCUCCCUCCCCCGCCGACACCAGCCCACAUCAUCAAGCUGCUGGGCAAGGUAACCCUUCAGAGACUGGAGGAGCUUCGGGAAAUGCUGCCCUUCGAGUCGCUGGAGAGGGUGCAGGCUGACAUCGCCGCCAUCCAGCAGAUGCAUGAGGAGCGGACGGAGCCGGCGCUGCGGGCAGUUGGUUGCAAUACCAAGAUGUUGUUGCAGAAGGUGAAGGAAAUGGAAUCUGCUGUGGAAAGGUUGACGGAUGAACAGAAGCAGCUACUGACUGCACUGGCGCUGCUGGAGGAGCAGCUCAGCCAGACACGGCUGGAGCUGCAGGCUGCAUGUGCGGCAAACAAGGACAUGGACUCCAGCAUGCGAGCAAUGGAAAGCAGUGUUAAAAGUAUAACUGAUGAGACGGCGUUGCUCCCACUUGUCAACAAGCUGUUGUUUGGUUCAUCACAAGACAGCACAGGGGAACCUCUGACAGCACAGCUGGUGCAUCGCAAGGAACUCGAGGCCCUCCUUGCUGGCUUGGAGAAGAAGAUCCGCUCAGAUGCUUCACUAUAUCCUGGUCUGGCAAUGGAGGCACACUCGGCAACUGUCAGAGCAGGGAUUAUUAAGGAAGUGGAAAGCAUUGUGGAGCAAGCCCUGAAACUGUACAGCGCUGACAGGGUUGGAUUGGUGGAUUAUGCACUGGAAUCUGCUGGUGGCACUGUGAUCCACACGCGCUGCACAGAGACGUUAGAGACCAAGACUAUUCAUAGUCUCUUUGGCAUUCCACUGUGGUAUCAAUCUCACUCACCCAGAGCUGUCAUUCAGCCGGAGGUUCAUCCUGGGAACUGUUGGCCAUUUAAAGGCUCCCAAGGCUUUGUUGUCAUCGAGCUUGCUGUCUGGAUCAGGCCUACAGCCUUUACCUUGGAGCACAUUCCAAAAUCCAUUUCUCCGCAUGGAUCAAUUAGAAGUGCCCCUCAAGACUUCUCUGUUUAUGGCUUGGAUGAUGAAAAUCAAGCCGAAGGGGUCCUGUUGGGACAGUAUACGUAUAAUGAGGAAGGGGAUUCAAUCCAGACGUUUGAGGUGCAGAAUAAAGAUGCUGCAGCAUUUAAACUAAUUGAACUGAGGGUGAAUAACAACUGGGGUCAUCCAGAAUACACCUGCCUCUACCGGUUCCGCGUCCAUGGAGAUCCAGUGAUGUGAUGCUGGAAGUUGGCUACCCCGCGCUCGACAACCCUCCAACCUCUACCCCGCCCGCGCUCCACGUUGAUUUCCCACAACCAUGUCAAUUUCUGACAUAAAUGUCAAUGUUUUUUUUUAAUUAUUUAUAAUUAUUUUAUAUUAAAUAUAGUUAGAAUGA